AAAGGGAACUGAGAGAGCCCCCAGACGCCUGAGUCGGAGAGACAGGGGGCAGAGGUUGCCAAGCCCUGGCUGCCACUUGUCAGGUUCCCUGUGCUAGACAUGCAUAAUCUGUAUUCCAUCACUGGGUACCCGGACCCACCAGGGACCAUGCAGGAUGAGGAGGAGGAUGAUGACUAUGAGAACUCAACACCUCCCUACAAGGACCUUCCUCCCAAGCCAGGGACCAUGCAGGAUGAGGAGGAGGAUGAUGACUAUGAGAACUCAACACCUCCCUACAAGGACCUUCCUCCCAAGCCAGGGACCAUGCAGGAUGAGGAGGAGGAUGAUGACUAUGAGAACUCAACACCUCCCUACAAGGACCUUCCUCCCAAGCCAGGUUCAAGUGCUCCACCAAGACCUCCAAGGGCAGCAAAGGAAACAGAGAAACCCCCACUUCCUUGCAAGCCCCGGAACAUGACAGGCCUGGACCUUGCCGCUGUCACCUGUCCACCUCCUCAACUGGCUGUGAAUCUUGAGCCUUCUCCAUUGCAGCCAUCCCUGGCCGCAACUCCAGUCCCCUGGCUCAAUCAGAGGUCUGGAGGUCUUGGCUGCUGCCAGAAGAGGUGGAUGGUGUACCUGUGUCUGCUGGUGGUGACUUCCCUGUUCCUGGGCUGCCUUGGUCUCACUGUGACCCUGAUUAAGUACCAGGAGUUGAUGGAAGAACUGAGAAUGUUAAGCUUUCAGCAGAUGACGUGGCGAACAAAUAUGACUGGCAUGGCAGGGCUAGCUGGCCUGAAGCAUGACAUUGACCGUGUAAGAGCUGACACCAACCAGUCCCUGGUGGAACUUUGGGGCUUAUUAGACUGCCGCCGAAUUACCUGUCCUGAAGGCUGGCUGCCCUUUGAGGGCAAGUGUUACUACUUCUCCCCAAGCACCAAGUCAUGGGAUGAGGCCCGGAUGUUCUGCCAGGAGAAUUACUCUCACUUGGUCAUCAUCAAUAGCUUUGCUGAGCACAAUUUUGUGGCCAAGGCCCAUGGCUCUCCACGGGUGUACUGGCUGGGGCUGAAUGACAGGGCCCAGGAAGGGGACUGGAGGUGGCUGGAUGGGUCUCCUGUGACAUUAAGCUUCUGGGAGCCAGAGGAACCCAAUAACAUCCACGAUGAGGACUGUGCUACCAUGAACAAAGGUGGCACCUGGAAUGAUCUCUCUUGCUACAAAACUACGUAUUGGAUUUGUGAGCGGAAAUGUUCCUGUUGAAGCCCAGGGCCGAGGCUGGGGGUCCAUAUUCGAGUGUCUCUUUGAGACGAGAAUCUCCUGCCCUUUCAUGGACGGCCUUGCCUCUUCGUGAGUGGACACACAGAUGUGCCCCAAACAGGAUUGGCACCCUGGAUGCAGCAAGUUCCCAGGGGUGCAAGUCAGGCUGUUUCUAGAGUGAGGACUUGGGCUUGCCCUAGUAGAUGGUGAGCUGGGGGGAUGCUCAGAGCUUGGUGGUGGGAGGUCUCCCACUUCUGGGGUUGAAAGGAUCUUCACUAAGUUCCUGAUCAUGACUCUUGGGAAGUGAUACUAGCCCUGAGGACCCUGGGGCUGGUGUUGAACCUGGGAUGAAAUAUCCUGGCGCCUCUGAACCACAAAGAGCUGGGACUGGGCUCCUUUUCCUGCAGCCUCAAACUUCUGGGCUCAGGCGAUCCUCCCAUCUCAGCCUCCUGAGUAGCUGGGACUACACAUGCGCACCACCAUGCCUGGCCAAUUUUUUGUAGCAUUUAAAGAGAGGGAGUCUCACUAUGUUGCCCAGGCCAGUCUCAAACUCCUUGCCUCAAUUGAUCCUCCUACUUGGGCUUCCCAAAUUGUUAGGAUUACAGGUGUGAGCCACUGUGCCUGGCUCAAAAUUGUUAUUAUUAUUUUUAUAGAGAUGAGGUCUUGCCCUGUUGCCCAGGCUGGUCUCAAACUCCUGGGAUCAAGCAAUCCUUCCGUGAUGGCCUCCCAAAGUGCUGGGAUUACAGGCAUGUGUCACCGUACCUGGCCGAUAUUUUUAUUUUUAUUUUUACUUUGCCCAUCUUUUCCUUUUUUUUUUUUUCAAACGAAAGCUUUGAAAGUGGUGACAGCAAAAUUUCCCUUUGAGCUAGACUUCUAGAUCUGCCUCGCACAGAAAUACACUAAGUGGGCUGGUCUCAUGUAGUCCCCACAUCAUUGCAAAUUACAAACCUAAAAAUACAGAACAUCAGCGGAGAAGACAGGAGAGCUUCUAUACUCACCCCAUGUCGUCCUCUCCAGACACUGCUUCCUUCCUGGUCUCAAACAGCACAAAUAACCCAGAAACCAUCAAAAUUAUUUUUGACCAACAACUUUCUCAAUGUCUUGGGUAAGGUUUGCACAAGCUAAGUGGCAGAAUCAGAGCUUUGCCAGAAGACUUGGCCCAUGGAACUUCUAUCCUUUUUUUUUUUUUUUUUUGAGACAGGGUUUCAUUCUGCCACCCAGGCCAGAGUGCAGUGGCGUGAUCAUAGCUCACUGCACCCUCUGCCUCCUGGGCUCGAGUGAUCCUCCCGCCUCAGCCUCCCAAGUAGCUGGGACUACAGGCGUUCACCCUCACACCUGGCUGGCCCAUGGAACUUCUAGAAAGGCAUACCAGCUGAAAAGCAAGACCCCUACAUAGUGUGGCCAGGCAGGCCAUAACCUGGUCAUAUCCACACAGGACGACGAUGGACCUAUCUGCCAACACGUGCCCUUGAGCUAUCUGUGAGUUGUAACGUCUUUGAUGAUAUAACUCACUUUACUUGCCAGGCACAGUGGCUCACGCCUGUAAUCCCAGCUCUUUGGGAGACUGAGGUGGGCUGAUCACCUGAGGUCAGGAGUUUGAGACCAGCCUGGCCAACAUGGUAAAAUCCUGUCUCUACUAAAAAUACAAAAAAAUUAUCUGGGCGUGGUGGCACGUGCCUGUAAUCCCAGCCACUCGGGAGGCUAAGGCACGAGAAUUUCUUGAACCCAGGAGGUGGAGGUUGCAGUGAGCCGAGAUUGCACCACUGCACUCCAGCCUGGGUGACAGAGCAAGACUCCAUCUCAAAUAAAUAAAUAAAAAUAAAAAUUCACUUUA
Molecule: messenger RNA, 3067 nt
Organism: Pan troglodytes (chimpanzee)
Lineage: Eukaryota; Metazoa; Chordata; Mammalia; Primates; Hominidae
Gene: CLEC17A
Product: C-type lectin domain containing 17A
Exons: 14
Coding region: 100-1236 (378 amino acids)
Source: RefSeq, a predicted model, not a curated record